AUGAAAUUUAAUCUUCAGGUGACCGUGAUAAUUAAAGAGCUUCGGUUGUUUCACUUGGGCUCUGAGGAGUUGCUGAGAAGUUUUAAGGCAGCUUGCCUCGAGGAGGGUGAUCAUAUACACUGCUUUCACCAAUCACUCGCCCCCAGUUCGUUAAGUUAUGUUACACCAGACAGGCAAACAGUAUUGAAGCGGUGUUAUUGUGAUGAUUUUGAUAAAGGAAAGCGGUAUCUUGGUUGGUUUAGGAAGAAGGAUAUGGGUGCUUUGACUUCGUUGCAGGCAGCAGCAUUUGCUUUGCGGGCUGAAUAA
Prunus armeniaca (apricot) is the source of this 306-nucleotide messenger RNA. Lineage: Eukaryota; Viridiplantae; Streptophyta; Magnoliopsida; Rosales; Rosaceae. The record is from the annotation of a GenBank genome assembly.